Messenger RNA from Pyrus x bretschneideri (Chinese white pear), 2789 nucleotides. Its product is annotated as G-type lectin S-receptor-like serine/threonine-protein kinase SD2-5. Gene Ontology annotation, biological process: protein phosphorylation. Lineage: Eukaryota; Viridiplantae; Streptophyta; Magnoliopsida; Rosales; Rosaceae. Gene Ontology annotation, molecular function: ATP binding; protein serine/threonine kinase activity. The record is from RefSeq and is a predicted model, not a curated record.
CAGAAAAGUAUGACUCCAAUGGUCCAGUUUAGACUUGUAAAGUUGAAAAUGUGUCAUUUUUCUUUCUGUAGACUUGAAAUGUUGGUCUAUUUCUUCCAUUGCAUUGUCAAGCCUCUUGAUCCUUCCUCCGGCUCAUAGUUGUCUGCUGCUUUUCACAGCAAUGGGAGUUUGGAACUUCAUUCAUUUGAACCAUUUCACGGGCUUCAUAUUUUUGUCUGUUAUUCUUCUCGCUUCCGAAACUUGCCUGGCUCUUGUUCGAAAUUUUGGCACAAUUAAUCCGCCGUUUCAAGGGGCCCAGAUAAAUUGGAUCGAUAAUGGCGGGUUGUUUCUCUUGUCUAACCAGUCCGAAUUCGGUUUUGGCUUCAAAAGAUUUGAAACUAGUCUACAAGAUCGAUUAUUUCUGCUUGUUGUUGUUCACAUGGGCAGUUCGAGGGUAGUCUGGACCGGGAAUAGGGGUUCCCCGGUUUUAAAUUCUGAUAUAUUUGUGUUUGAUGCUAAAAGUGGUGUGUUCUUGCAAAGCGACGGAGGUGUGGUUUGGUCUGCAGAUACUGGUGGCAAAAGAGUAUCUGCAAUAGAGUUGCAGGACUCUGGAAAUUUGGUUUUGCAUGGUGAUGACGGUGGAGUAGUUUGGCAAAGUUUUAGCCAUCCAACUGAUACCCUGUUAUGGAACCAGGAAUAUUCAGAAGGAAUGAAGCUGGUAAGCAAUCCUAGCUCCAACAACUUGAGUUAUAUUCUUCAAAUCAAGUCUGGCGACUUAGUUCUUUCAGCAGGUUACCAAACACCACAGCCGUAUUGGUCUAUGGCGAAGGAAAGCGGGAAAACAAUCAACAAAGACGGUGGUGUUGUCACUUCAGCUACUAUCAGUGAAAAUUCAUGGAAGUUCUUUGAUCGAUCCAAAGCGUUGCUAUGGCAAUUUAUUUUCUCAAGCAAUAUUGAUUCAAAUGCCACAUGGAUUGCAGUUUUAGGAAGUGAUGGAUUUAUCUCUUUCUACAAUCUUAGAGGGUCAAUUGAUCCUUCAGGAACAAAAAUACCAAGCGAUUCGUGCAGCACACCAGAACCUUGCGCUUCAUACUUCGAGUGUUUUAGUAACAAGAACUGCCAGUGCCCUUCAGGUCUCAGCUCGCGUCGUAAUUGCAAGGCGGGGGUUGUCUCCUCAUGUGAUCCUUCAAGGGGUUCUACAGAGCUUGUAAAUGCUGGGGACGGGCUCUAUUAUUUUGCGUUGGGAUAUGUUCCACCUUCUUCAAAAACUGAUUUGAACGGUUGCCAAACGUCUUGCCUUGGCAACUGUUCAUGUGUUGCUCUGUUCUUCCAAAACAGUACAAGAAAUUGUUUUCUGUUUGACAAAUUAGGUAGCUUCCAAAAUUCUGACAAGGACUCUGGCUUUGUUUCUUAUGUUAAAGUCUUGAGGGAUGGAAGCAGUGGUACUGGGGGGAGCAGAAGCAGCAAGAAGCGCUUCCCUUAUGUUGUGAUCAUAGCCAUCUCGACAGUACUUGCAAUUAUUUGUGGCUUACUUUAUAUGGGAUGCCGACACUACUGGAAGAAGAGAAAAUCGCCAGAGUCUCCUACGGAGACAUCAGAAGAAGGAAAUUUCUUUGAAAACUUGACUGGGAAGCCCAUCCGUUUCAGUUACAAAGAUCUUCAAACUGCAACUAAUAACUUCUCGGUGAAGCUGGGGCAAGGAGGUUUUGGCUCGGUUUACCAAGGGAUUCUCCCAGAUGGGACUCGACUUGCUGUGAAGAAGUUGGAAGGCAUUGGUCAGGGACAGAAGGAAUUUCAAGCCGAAGUUACCAUCAUUGGCAGUAUCCAUCAUCUGCACUUGGUUCGGCUCAGGGGCUUCUGCGCAGAAGGAAGCCAUCGACUUCUUGCUUACGAUUACAUGGCAAAUGGUUCUCUUGAUAAAUGGAUUUUCAGAAAACACAACGAAGAAUCCCUGUUGGAAUGGGAGACAAGGUUCAAUAUAGCUUUGUGUACAGCUAAAGGACUAGCUUAUCUCCACGAAGAUUGCGACUCAAAGAUUGUUCACUGUGACAUAAAACCUGAGAAUGUUCUCCUAGACGAUAAUUACCUUGCCAAAGUCGCUGACUUUGGUUUGGCAAAGCUAAUGACUAGGGGGCAGAGCCAUGUUUUCACAACACUAAGAGGAACCCGGGGUUACCUUGCACCCGAGUGGAUCAACAACUCCCCCAUAUCAGAGAAGAUCGAUGUGUAUAGCUAUGGAAUGCUAUUGCUAGAGAUCAUUGGUGGGAGAAAGAACUACGACAGGACAGAAACUUCUGAAAAGUCAAAUUUUCCAUCCUAUGCCUUCAAGAUGUUGGGAGAAGGAAAACUGAAGGAUAUUGUCGAUACAAAGUUAGGGAUAGAAGGUGAUGAGAGGGUUGAGACAGCCAUUAUGGUUGCACUAUGGUGCAUACAGGAAGAUAUGUCUUUGAGGCCAUCGAUGACUAAGGUUGUCCAGAUGCUUGAAGGCCUCUUUCCUGUUCCUCAGCCUCCAACCUCCGCCGCAAGGGGAUCUCAACUUUAUACAGACGUCUUUAAAUCAGACAACAAUUCUGCGGUGUGCCUUUCAGGCCCAAGAUAAAAUUUGUUGAACAUGAGAGACGUGUAAGACAUAUUCCAUGCAUGACUGAUAAAAUAAUGCCUAGUCCAGUGUAUUUAGAUACUGUGUUUUAGGUUAGGCGCUUGUACGAUGUGUUUUUCCUAUACCACAUAGAUUGCAUUUCAUUAUUUGUACCUGUAUCUCCAUAUUCAACAAAUCUAACUUUGCUCACAUGGUUAGAGAUUUGCAUUGA